GCGAGGCCUCGCCCGCCCGGAGCCGGAGGCGGAGCGGGAUCCGGGAGCGCACGCCCAGACCCAGUGCCGCUCCGUCUGCGAAGGAGCCGCGCGCCGCCUCCGGACCUCACGCGGUGAGGAAGAGGGGACGCCGCAGGAUCCACACACACCUGCAACUCUCUACCGCCUUUUGUGCAAACUCCUAACUGUGCCCGACGUCCACGCAAGCGGGCAGGCAUGGGGUGUUUGGGCAAUAGCAAGACGUCAGAAGACCAGGGCGUCGAUGAAAAGGAAAGACGCGAGGCCAACAAAAAGAUCGAGAAGCAGUUGCAGAAGGAACGCCUGGCUUACAAAGCGACUCACCGCCUGCUGCUGCUGGGGGCUGGUGAGUCUGGGAAAAGCACUAUCGUCAAACAGAUGAGGAUCCUGCACGUUAAUGGAUUUAAUCCCGAGGAAAAGAAACAGAAAAUUCUGGACAUCCGGAAAAACGUUAAGGAUGCUAUUGUGACCAUUGUUUCUGCGAUGAGUACCAUAAUUCCCCCAGUUCCGCUGGCCAACCCAGAAAACCAGUUUCGAUCAGACUAUAUCAAGAGCAUAGCCCCCAUCACUGACUUUGAAUAUUCCCAGGAAUUCUUCGAUCAUGUGAAGAAGCUCUGGGAUGAUGAAGGCGUGAAGGCCUGCUUCGAGAGGUCCAAUGAGUACCAGCUCAUCGACUGCGCCCAAUACUUCCUGGAGAGAAUCGACAGCGUCAGCCUGGUGGACUACACACCCACAGACCAGGACCUCCUCAGGUGCCGAGUUCUGACAUCAGGGAUUUUUGAGACACGAUUCCAAGUGGACAAAGUCAAUUUCCACAUGUUCGACGUCGGAGGCCAGAGGGAUGAGAGAAGAAAAUGGAUCCAGUGCUUCAAUGACGUCACCGCCAUCAUCUAUGUGGCCGCCUGCAGCAGCUACAACAUGGUGAUCCGGGAGGACAACAACACUAACCGCCUGCGGGAGUCCCUGGACCUUUUCGAUAGCAUCUGGAACAACAGGUGGCUACGGACCAUUUCCAUCAUCUUGUUCUUGAACAAACAGGAUAUGCUGGCAGAAAAAGUCUUGGCAGGGAAAUCAAAAAUCGAAGACUAUUUCCCAGAGUACGCAAAUUACACUGUUCCUGAGGACGCAACACCGGAUGCAGGAGAAGAUCCCAAAGUCACAAGAGCAAAGUUCUUCAUCCGGGACCUCUUCUUGCGCAUCAGCACAGCCACGGGCGACGGCAAGCACUACUGCUACCCGCACUUCACGUGCGCUGUGGACACAGAGAACAUCCGCCGCGUCUUCAACGACUGCAGGGACAUCAUUCAGAGGAUGCACCUCAAGCAGUACGAGCUCCUGUGAGGCCCCCGCCCCUGCCCCGUGUCCCCGGGUCACCUGGCGCAGGGCAGCGAGUCCCCGUCCAUCAGCCCCCUGCGCCUGACCCGUGGGGGCUCCCCUGACCAGUGGGCCCCCAGCCACCUCUGUCCCCCUGCCUCCCCCUCAACUCAUGGAGAACUUGGCAGAUGGGGGGACGCACUGGCAGGGAUCACCCUUCUGAUCUGAUGGGCCCAUGACUCAGAGAAGCCCCUGAGCCACAGUGGGGACAGAACCCCUUUCAGUCCUGUCUCCAGGGGCGGCCGGCCUC
Molecule: messenger RNA, 1642 nt
Organism: Hippopotamus amphibius kiboko
Lineage: Eukaryota; Metazoa; Chordata; Mammalia; Artiodactyla; Hippopotamidae
Gene: GNAL
Product: G protein subunit alpha L
Exons: 13
Coding region: 217-1359 (380 amino acids)
Biological process (GO): adenylate cyclase-modulating G protein-coupled receptor signaling pathway
Cellular component (GO): heterotrimeric G-protein complex
Molecular function (GO): GTP binding; G protein-coupled receptor binding; G-protein beta/gamma-subunit complex binding
Source: RefSeq, a predicted model, not a curated record